Molecule: messenger RNA, 1344 nt
Organism: Magnolia sinica
Lineage: Eukaryota; Viridiplantae; Streptophyta; Magnoliopsida; Magnoliales; Magnoliaceae
Product: ankyrin repeat-containing protein At5g02620-like
Exons: 3
Coding region: 83-1225 (380 amino acids)
Molecular function (GO): protein binding
Source: RefSeq, a predicted model, not a curated record
UGUGGAAGUCUUCAUCUCAAACAACUUUGCUUCACAAGAAGAAGAUAAUUGUCUGUGAGAGAGAGAGAGAGAGAGAUAGAGAAUGGAUGCCAGGCUUCACGAAGCAGCUCUAAUGGGCGAUGUUGAUUCCUUGUCCACAUUGCUUGAAGGAAAUGCUAACAUUCUCGAUGGGGCAGCUGAUUUUGCGGAGACCCCUUUGCACAUAGCAGCUCUAUUUGAUCACGUCGAGUUUGCAAAGAUUAUCUUAAGAAGAAAGCCGGAACUCACGCGUGUAUUAGACUCUGAACGAUCUUCGUCUUUGCAUUUGGCGUCAGCAAAAGGGCAUGUAGAAAUGGUAAAAGAACUAUUGGCGCUCGACGCCGAUAUGUGCCUUGUUCGUGAUAAACAUGGAAGGAUUCCUCUCCAUAUAGCAGCACUCAACGGUCAUGAGGAGGUCGUGAAGGUGUUAGUUGAUAAAAAGAGAGCAGCUACUCGGGUCUUAACGAGUCAAAGGGAGCAGAUUUUGCACCUUUGUGUGAAUCAUAACCGCCUUAACUCCGUGAAGUGGCUCUUAGAUUGUGUACAGGAUGGUAAAGAUAAUGAGUUUGUGAAAAUGAAGGAUGAUGAACACAACACUAUCCUCCAUCUUGCCGUUGCUAAGAAGCAUAUCAAACUCACAGAGUUUUUGGUCCGAAAGACUGUGAUGAAGGAAGAGGUGAAUGCCUUGAAUGCACACGGUUUCACAGCCUUGGAUGUUUUACUGCAAAACCGUAGAAAAUCGAAGGAUACGAAACUUGAAGGGAUCCUCCGAGCUGCUGGAGCUAAAAAAGCUGGAGCCAUGCAUCCCACGAGAGACAAUUGGACAAUUAAACCAUUGGCUUCUAGAAAUGAGAAGUGGAAGAAGCACGGUGACUGGUUGAACGAGAUAAGGAGUAGUCUAAUGGUGGUGGCAGUAUUGAUCGCUACGGUAACAUUUCAAGCUGGAUUCACCCCUCCCGGUGGGCUUAUGCAAGCGGAAAAGUCGGAUGCGCCUCUGUCGGGGUAUCCUACAAGCCCUGCUCCAGCCGGCCCUAUUUACACAGGAGGGCAGUCGAUCAUGGCUCUUAACUAUCCACGUGGAUACAAAUUGUUCUUAAUUUUCAAUUCGAUAGCAUUCCUAUCAUCUUCAGGCAUAAUCUUAUUGCUAAAUAUCUUAGACAGUACCAAAAGCCUUCCGGUUAUCUCAAUGUUCGAUUGUAACUGGUGAUUAGGUAAUACAUCUGUAUGAACAGCUUAUCCUAUCUAUCAUGUAUUAAUGUUUACAUCUUGAAUUAAUGUACUGUUGAGGCAGCAGAUGCCUUAAAUGUGUUUGUCCUAGAUUAUUGU